AUGGCUUCACGAUUCUUCCCCUCGCGCCGCACGGGUCUUGCGCUCGCUGCAGGAUGCUUCCUGUUCUCUGCAUUGGCUGCUGCCAAUGUUCGCCCCGGAGAUCUGUCAGUCAGCCAGAUUGAAGAGCAGUUGCAGAAUUGUCCUCUUGUGGAAUCUCUCAAUGAACACAAACGCGCUACCACUCCGGAAACCGCCAGCCUUAUGUCGAGAAUCUUCGCCGUCCUCUUCCCAUCUACCCCGGCCGUCAACUCCCUCCUCGCGACCUUGUAUAUCUCCGGCCCUCCUAACUUCCUCCUGGCACUAUGCCCUCCCAACAUCGACCCCUCUUCUCUAUCAAUCAUGGUUGCCUUCGCCGUAGGAGGUCUUCUAGGUGACACGCUCUUCCACCUUCUCCCGGAGAUCUUCCUCGGUGAGGAUUCCCCAGACCACGUCAGUUUUGUCAUGGUCGAGCCGAACAAGAAUCUCCUCCUGGGACUUGGCAUCAUGGUCGGCUUCUUCACUUUCGUAGCAAUGGACAAGGCCCUGCGCAUCGCAACCGGCGGCCAAGGCCACGACCACUCCCACGGUCACUCCCACGAGGACUCGACCGUCGCCUCAUCUACCGGCGCCAACACCAACGGCCAAUCAGGUGAACUGAAGCAGCGCAAAUCAACCAAAUCCGCCCAGGACGAGACCAAGGACGAGGUCAUCGAAAAGGAGAUCAAUCCCAGCGUCAAGAUGGCAGGAUAUCUCAACCUUAUUGCCGAUUUCACACACAACAUCACUGACGGCCUAGCUCUCUCAUCGUCCUUCUAUGCGUCCCCCACUAUCGGCGCAACCACCACUGUCGCCGUAUUCUUCCACGAAAUCCCGCAUGAGGUCGGCGACUUCGCUCUCCUGGUGCAGUCGGGCUUCUCAAAGCGCAAGGCCAUGGGCGCCCAGUUUGUAACGGCCGUUGGGGCUUUCCUGGGUACUCUGAUUGGAAUUGCGGUGCAGGAGUUCGGCGGCCAUGGCGAUGUGCUCGAAGAUAGCACUGUCUCUGGUCUCUGGGGAACUAGUCUGUCCUGGGGUGAUAUGCUUCUGCCUUUUACUGCGGGCACCUUCCUGUACGUCGGUACGGUGGCGGUUAUCCCCGAGUUGUUGGAGACGGGUAAGGACAAGGGGGCCGAGAUCCGGAAGACUCUCACUCAGUUUUUGGCUGUCGCUGUUGGAGCGGGAAUUAUGCUUGCGAUCUCUUGGGAUUAG
Molecule: messenger RNA, 1224 nt
Organism: Penicillium manginii
Lineage: Eukaryota; Fungi; Ascomycota; Eurotiomycetes; Eurotiales; Aspergillaceae
Product: Zn(2+) transporter YKE4
Exons: 4
Coding region: 1-1224 (407 amino acids)
Biological process (GO): zinc ion transmembrane transport; intracellular zinc ion homeostasis
Cellular component (GO): membrane
Molecular function (GO): zinc ion transmembrane transporter activity
Source: RefSeq, a predicted model, not a curated record